AUCAUCAAGAAGCUUCGAUUGAACAGUGUCACGCUGUACUGGGACUUAGGGUACUCUAGGAUUGACUAGAACGAAGCGGGCAAGCUUACAAAGGCACUGGAGAAAAGAAGAAGGCAAAUGCAAGCUAGUUGCAGUCAGAAAGUCCACGCGCGAACGGCCAUGAAGCUUACUUGAAGCUUCCAUUCGUGUCAUCCAGAGAGGGGAGCAAGCAACGCGCAAACAUGGCGAUGCAAUACAAAGAGGACUCACGACUCGCUGUCAGCGGCUGCACAGCGGCGUUCCUUGCAGCGAUUAGGAGAUGGCUAACGGCAAGAGAGGACUAGAGGCUGACCUAGAGCAUCCAAACGGAGCCAAGAAGGCAAAGCUCGACCGAACCGAGCUAACUACAGAAGACGGAGCCGCGCCGUCUACAGACGACCAAGACGCGCGAACCGCCACUACCGCCAUUCUCGACUGUCUCAGCACAUCCCUCCCAACCCCCACUGGCAACCCACCAAAAGGCGAGCAAAAGAACCCUUCAUCCAAGACCGUCCAGGCAGAGCCCCUCCCCAGAUUCCUUAUCAAUUCGGACGAACACUCAGACGAUCCCAAACGCUUUGACUGGAAUACGGGAUAUAAGAAAUUCGAAGAGUGUCUUCACGAAGACAAGGACUCCGCAAAAGCACUUCUACAGAGGCUUAAAGAGCAUUUCGAGCCAUUCCGCUUCGAGCAGAUCAACCUACGCAACGAAGCUGAUGUAGUCCAUCAGGCAGGCCUAUAUCUUGUAUACCCCGUGCAAAUGGCCGCUGAGCUUCUUGAACCGGGCAUUACCACACAUUCCGAAGCGCCCGUCGAUACGAAGGGUCUGCGAGUAGACCUGGCAUGGAUACGCCCGGACAGAACAUUGUUUAUGCACAUCGAGUACAAGCGGCGUGGGUAUUUGAGUGCUGAGCGGUUCCGCCAUGAAGCCAUUGCGCACCAUCAAAAGGGCGACCAGGAGCGGCGGCUUAGCAUGACUUUGGCAUCUUCAGCGAUUAACGAAGGAGAUGUGGCGCACUUACUUAGGCGGGUGAGGGCAUACGCGAAGGGCCAUAAGCUGAAGUAUUCCUCGUUGUGCGACUACGAGACCCUGAUCCUGUUGGAGUUCCGGAACAACUAUGAAGAGGUUCACAUGACGAUACCCGAGCCGAAGACUUCCGUAAGAGCUUGGUGGGGCUGCUCUACAUGGCGCAUGGGCUUGAUCAGGAUGACAAGCCGGCUUAGCUUUGCUCGCAUUGGAGCUGGAGGAUGGAUGGCGGAUACGCGCAGGUGCUGAAAUGUCCGAGAAUGUAGUAGGCGCGGAGCAAGCGUAUUCUUAAACCAGAUUGGCCCUUCGCCCUGUCUUUUACCCCUCAACCCUUCGUCUCUUACCUGUCCUUGACAGCAGCACAGAAAAGUACGCUUACGCU
Messenger RNA from Trematosphaeria pertusa, 1427 nucleotides. RefSeq lists its product as uncharacterized. The transcript is spliced from 2 exons. The record is from RefSeq and is a predicted model, not a curated record. Lineage: Eukaryota; Fungi; Ascomycota; Dothideomycetes; Pleosporales; Trematosphaeriaceae. Bases 299 to 1294 code for a protein of 331 amino acids.